CUACUAAUAAGGAUUUUUUGGGCUAGUUGGUCGCAUGUCACUAAUUCUAGACCAUUUUCAAUUCAAGUUUCAGGCCCCAGUGUGAAAAGAGACAUUGUUUUUCUUCUCGAUGGCUCUGAUGAUCUGAGAAGUAGGUUCACAGAGAUGCGUGAGUUUGUAGCAGGAGUGGUGGAAAAGUUUGACUUGGAUGAGCAAAAAGAUCAAGUUGCUGUUGUGCAGUAUGGCAACAAUGCUGCAAUUAACUUCAACCUAAAUACACAUUCAAACAAAGAGGAUGUGCUUAACGCCAUCAGAAACCUAAGACCUAAAGGUGGGAGACCUCAGUAUACUGGCACAGCCCUACAGUUUGUGAAAGACAAUGUCUUCACUCCCAGUGCUGGUAGCAGACAUCUUGAGGGCGCCCAACAGAUCCUUGUCCUUCUAGCUGGAGGCAGGUCAAGAGAUUCACCACGAGGACCUUCAAGGGCACUCAAGACAAUGGGUGUUGUGACAUUUGCAAUUGGAUCCAAAAUGACUGAUUUGGUGGAGAUGAAAGCUAUUUCCUCACAUACAGAAAAUGCUUACUCAGUCCCAGAUUUUUCAAACCUUUAUAGUAUCCAACAAAGUCUGGAGACAAGACUUGCACAAGUGAGACCACAAGAAGGAGUUAGUAUUGAGGAAGGAGAUAAUAGAAGAGACAUUGUGUUUCUUCUGGAUGCUUCAGAUAACACACAAGCUGGGUUUCGUGCUGUACGAGACUUUCUUUACAAAUUAAUUGGAAAACUCAAUGUUGGAGAAAACAAUGACAGGAUAGCUGUGGUUCAGUUUAGCAAUACAGCAGUGGCAAAUUUCUAUUUGAAUUCAUUUUUAAGGAAAGAAGAUAUGUUGAAUUUUGUGAAAGGCCUAUCACACAAAGGUGGAAGACCCCUUAACACUGGAACAGCUUUUACGUUUGUGAAAGAGAAUGUUUUUCAAACAUCCGCUGGAAGCAGACACCUGGAAGGUGUUCGACAAAUUCUGAUUCUGCUCAGCAGUGGGCAAUCCAAGGAUACUGUAGAUGAACCAGCAUCUUCUCUAAAAAACAGUGGUGUUAUUGUUCUCAGCAUUGGAACAAGAAGCUCUGAUAGUGGAGAAUUAGAAAGGAUUUCUCAAGACCCUAGUUAUGUUCUCAAAGUGUCUGACUUUACUGACCUCCCGAGCAUUCAAGAGCAGCUUCUCUCCGCCAUGAGGACUGUCCUGGUACAAGUAACACAGAUGGUACCAACAGUAAUAGGUAUGAAUGUAAAACUCAUAUUUACUUAUAUUGACGUACUGGAUCUUAAUAGAAUUGUAGGUUGGAAAUCAAGAAGCCUCGUGUUUUCAUUUAGGCAUUCACCUCUCUAGCACGGUUUAGAAUUAGACUGUUACAAUUGUACUGUGAUAAAAGUUGUAUAUAGGUCUGUGUCUUCAAGAUUGCUCACUCACAAUCAAUGAAAUGCAAAUUAAUUUGAUGAUUUUGAUGUUCCUUUAGUUGAGCGCCAGAUACCCAGAAGGGAUGUAGUGUUCUUGCUGGAUGGUUCUGAUGGCACGAGGAAUGGAUUCCCAGCCAUGCGUGACUUUGUUCAGAGGACGGUGGAGAAGCUCAAUGUGGGAGUGAACAAAGACCGAGUUUCAGUGGUCCAGUAUGGCAGAGACCAAGAGGUCCAUUUCUAUCUGAACACAUACACCACCAAAGAUGAUGUUCUUGAUACUGUUAGAGGGCUGAGGCACAGAGGAGGCAGACCCCUCAACACCGGGGCAGCUCUCCAGUACGUCAGGGACAACGUCUUUACUGCCUCGUCUGGAAGCAGGCGUCUGGAAGGCGUUCCCCAGAUUCUGAUACUGCUGAAUGGUGGGCGGUCCUUUGACAGUGUCGAUGCACCAGCCUCUGCUCUCAAAGACCUUGGGGUCUCGGUGUUUGGCAUAGGAACGAGGACCUCUGAUGGCAGAGAAUUGCAAAAGAUCUCCUCAGAGCCAAGUUAUGCCCUCUCUGUGUCUGAGUUCACUGACCUCCCCAAUAUCCAAGAGCAGCUCCUUUCCUCCAUGACUAGAGUCCUAGUACAAGUAACAACCAUGACACCGACAGUGAUAGUUGAGCCCCAGGUUCCAAGAAGGGAUGUGGUGUUCUUGCUGGAUGGAUCUGAUAGCACUAGGAAUGGAUUCCCAGCAAUGCGUGACUUUGUCCAGAGAUUGGUGGAGACAAUGAAUGUGGAUGAGAACAAAGACCGCAUUUCAGUGGUUCAGUACAGCAGAGAUGCAGCUGUCCAAUUCUAUCUAAACACAUAUACAACAAAGGGAGAGAUUGUAGAUGCUGUCAGAGGUCUAAGACACAAAGGAGGAAGACCCCUAAACACUGGAGCAGCUCUCCAGCAUGUGAGGGACAAUGUGUUCACGGCUUCCGCAGGAAGCAGGCGUCUGGAAGGUGUUCCGCAGAUUCUGAUAUUGCUGAAUGGUGGGCGGUCAUUUGACAGUGUCGAUGCACCAGCCUCUGCUCUCAAAGAACUUGGGGUCUCGGUGUUUGGCAUAGGAACCAGGACCUCUGACAGCAGAGAAUUGCAAAAGAUCUCCUCAGAGCCAAGUUAUGCCCUCUCUGUGUCUGACUUCAGUGACCUUCCAAGCGUCCAACAGCAGCUUUUGUCCUCGGUGGAGACGGUGGUUGUAGACAUAACUGCAGAAACACCAACAGUCUUAGUUGAUCAUGACACCCCCAGAAAGGAUGUAGUAUUCCUUCUGGAUGGCUCUGAUGGCACAAGGAAUGGAUUUCCAGCCAUGCGUGACUUUGUUCAGAGAAUGGUGGAGAAGCUCAAUGUGGGAGUGAACAAAGAUCGAGUUUCAGUGGUCCAGUAUGGCAGAGACCAAGAGGUCCAUUUCUACCUGAACACAUACACCACCAAAGAUGAUGUUCUUGAUACUGUUAGAGGGCUGAAGCACAGAGGAGGCAGACCCCUCAACACCGGGGCAGCUCUCCAGUACGUCAGGGACAACGUCUUUACUGCCUCGUCUGGAAGCAGGCGUCUGGAAGGCGUUCCCCAGAUUCUGAUACUGCUGAAUGGUGGGCGGUCAUUUGACAGUGUCGACGCACCAGCCUCUGCUCUCAAAGAACUUGGGGUCUCGGUGUUUGGCAUAGGAACCAGGACCUCUGACAGCAGAGAAUUGCAAAAGAUAUCCUCAGAGCCAAGUUAUGCCCUCUCUGUGUCUGACUUCAGUGACCUUCCAAGCGUCCAACAGCAGCUUUUGUCCUCGGUGGAGACGGUGGUUAUAGAAGUAACUGCAGAAACACCAACGGUCUUAGUUGAUCAUGACACCACCAGAAAGGAUGUAGUAUUCCUUCUGGAUGGUUCUGAUGGCACUAGGAAUGGAUUCCCAGCCAUGCGUGACUUUGUUCAGAGAAUGGUGGAGAAGCUCAAUGUGGGAGUGAACAAAGACCGAGUUUCAGUGGUCCAGUAUGGCAGAGACCAAGAGGUCCAUUUCUAUCUGAACACAUACACCACCAAAGAUGAUGUUCUUGAUACUGUUAAAGGGCUGAGGCACAGAGGAGGCAGACCCCUCAACACCGGGGCAGCUCUCCAGUACGUCAGGGACAACGUCUUUACUGCCCCGUCUGGAAGCAGGCGUCUGGAAGGCGUUCCCCAGAUAUUGAUUCUAUUGAGCGGGAGCCGGUCCAGUGAUAAUGUUGAUACUCCAGCCACAGGCCUGAAAGAGAGCGGAGUGUUGAUCUUUGGCAUUGGAACCCGCAAUUCCAGCACAGAGGUUCAGAGAAUUGCCAGUGAUCCAAGUUAUGCCCAGUCUGUUGCUGAAUUCUCUGCUCUCCCCAAUGUUCAGCAGCAGUUUUCCUCCACCCUCAAUAGUGUACUUGUUGGCGUCACACCAAUCAUUCCAACAGUGACAGUUGAGCGCCAGAUACCCAGAAGGGAUGUGGUGUUCUUGCUGGAUGGUUCUGAUGGCACGAGGAAUGGAUUCCCAGCCAUGCGUGACUUUGUUCAGAGGACGGUGGAGAAGCUCAAUGUGGGAGUGAACAAAGACCGAGUUUCAGUGGUCCAGUAUGGCAGAGACCAAGAGGUCCAUUUCUAUCUGAACACAUACACCACCAAAGAUGAUGUUCUUGAUACUGUUAGAGGGCUGAGGCACAGAGGAGGCAGACCCCUCAACACCGGGGCAGCUCUCCAGUACGUCAGGGACAACGUCUUUACUGCCUCGUCUGGAAGCAGGCGUCUGGAAGGCGUUCCCCAGAUUCUGAUACUGCUGAAUGGUGGGCGGUCCUUUGACAGUGUCGAUGCACCAGCCUCUGCUCUCAAAGACCUUGGGGUCUCGGUGUUUGGCAUAGGAACGAGGACCUCUGAUGGCAGAGAAUUGCAAAAGAUCUCCUCAGAGCCAAGUUAUGCCCUCUCUGUGUCUGAGUUCACUGACCUCCCCAAUAUCCAAGAGCAGCUCCUUUCCUCCAUGACUAGAGUCCUAGUACAAGUAACAACCAUGACACCGACAGUGAUAGUUGAGCCCCAGGUUCCAAGAAGGGAUGUGGUGUUCUUGCUGGAUGGAUCUGAUAGCACUAGGAAUGGAUUCCCAGCAAUGCGUGACUUUGUCCAGAGAUUGGUGGAGACAAUGAAUGUGGAUGAGAACAAAGACCGCAUUUCAGUGGUUCAGUACAGCAGAGAUGCAGCUGUCCAAUUCUAUCUAAACACAUAUACAACAAAGGGAGAGAUUGUAGAUGCUGUCAGAGGUCUAAGACACAAAGGAGGAAGACCCCUAAACACUGGAGCAGCUCUCCAGCAUGUGAGGGACAAUGUGUUCACGGCUUCCGCAGGAAGCAGGCGUCUGGAAGGUGUUCCGCAGAUUCUGAUAUUGCUGAAUGGUGGGCGGUCAUUUGACAGUGUCGAUGCACCAGCCUCUGCUCUCAAAGAACUUGGGGUCUCGGUGUUUGGCAUAGGAACCAGGACCUCUGACAGCAGAGAAUUGCAAAAGAUCUCCUCAGAGCCAAGUUAUGCCCUCUCUGUGUCUGACUUCAGUGACCUUCCAAGCGUCCAACAGCAGCUUUUGUCCUCGGUGGAGACGGUGGUUGUAGACAUAACUGCAGAAACACCAACAGUCUUAGUUGAUCAUGACACCCCCAGAAAGGAUGUAGUAUUCCUUCUGGAUGGCUCUGAUGGCACAAGGAAUGGAUUUCCAGCCAUGCGUGACUUUGUUCAGAGAAUGGUGGAGAAGCUCAAUGUGGGAGUGAACAAAGAUCGAGUUUCAGUGGUCCAGUAUUGCAGAGACCAAGAGGUCCAUUUCUACCUGAACACAUACACCACCAAAGAUGAUGUUCUUGAUACUGUUAGAGGGCUGAAGCACAGAGGAGGCAGACCCCUCAACACCGGGGCAGCUCUCCAGUACGUCAGGGACAACGUCUUUACUGCCUCGUCUGGAAGCAGGCGUCUGGAAGGCGUUCCCCAGAUUCUGAUACUGCUGAAUGGUGGGCGGUCAUUUGACAGUGUCGACGCACCAGCCUCUGCUCUCAAAGAACUUGGGGUCUCGGUGUUUGGCAUAGGAACCAGGACCUCUGACAGCAGAGAAUUGCAAAAGAUAUCCUCAGAGCCAAGUUAUGCCCUCUCUGUGUCUGACUUCAGUGACCUUCCAAGCGUCCAACAGCAGCUUUUGUCCUCGGUGGAGACGGUGGUUAUAGAAGUAACUGCAGAAACACCAACGGUCUUAGUUGAUCAUGACACCACCAGAAAGGAUGUAGUAUUCCUUCUGGAUGGUUCUGAUGGCACUAGGAAUGGAUUCCCAGCCAUGCGUGACUUUGUUCAGAGAAUGGUGGAGAAGCUCAAUGUGGGAGUGAACAAAGACCGAGUUUCAGUGGUCCAGUAUGGCAGAGACCAAGAGGUCCAUUUCUAUCUGAACACAUACACAACCAAAGAUGAUGUUCUUGAUACUGUUAAAGGGCUGAGGCACAGAGGAGGCAGACCCCUCAACACCGGGGCAGCUCUCCAGUACGUCAGGGACAACGUCUUUACUGCCCCGUCUGGAAGCAGGCGUCUGGAAGGCGUUCCCCAGAUAUUGAUUCUAUUGAGCGGGAGCCGGUCCAGUGAUAAUGUUGAUACUCCAGCCACAGGCCUGAAAGAGAGCGGAGUGUUGAUCUUUGGCAUUGGAACCCGCAAUUCCAGCACAGAGGUUCAGAGAAUUGCCAGUGAUCCAAGUUAUGCCCAGUCUGUUGCUGAAUUCUCUGCUCUCCCCAAUGUUCAGCAGCAGUUUUCCUCCACCCUCAAUAGUGUACUUGUUGGCGUCACACCAAUCAUUCCAACAGUGACAGUUGAGCGCCAGAUACCCAGAAGGGAUGUGGUGUUCUUGCUGGAUGGUUCUGAUGGCACGAGGAAUGGAUUCCCAGCCAUGCGUGACUUUGUUCAGAGGACGGUGGAGAAGCUCAAUGUGGGAGUGAACAAAUACCGAGUUUCAGUGGUCCAGUAUGGCAGAGACCAAGAGGUCCAUUUCUAUCUGAACACAUACACCACCAAAGAUGAUGUUCUUGAUACUGUUAGAGGGCUGAGGCACAGAGGAGGCAGACCCCUCAACACCGGGGCAGCUCUCCAGUACGUCAGGGACAACGUCUUUACUGCCUCGUCUGGAAGCAGGCGUCUGGAAGGCGUUCCCCAGAUUCUGAUACUGCUGAAUGGUGGGCGGUCCUUUGACAGUGUCGAUGCACCAGCCUCUGCUCUCAAAGACCUUGGGGUCUCGGUGUUUGGCAUAGGAACGAGGACCUCUGAUGGCAGAGAAUUGCAAAAGAUCUCCUCAGAGCCAAGUUAUGCCCUCUCUGUGUCUGAGUUCACUGACCUCCCCAAUAUCCAAGAGCAGCUCCUUUCCUCCAUGACUAGAGUCCUAGUACAAGUAACAACCAUGACACCGACAGUGAUAGUUGAGCCCCAGGUUCCAAGAAGGGAUGUGGUGUUCUUGCUGGAUGGAUCUGAUAGCACUAGGAAUGGAUUCCCAGCAAUGCGUGACUUUGUCCAGAGAUUGGUGGAGACAAUGAAUGUGGAUGAGAACAAAGACCGCAUUUCAGUGGUUCAGUACAGCAGAGAUGCAGCUGUCCAAUUCUAUCUAAACACAUAUACAACAAAGGGAGAGAUUGUAGAUGCUGUCAGAGGUCUAAGACACAAAGGAGGAAGACCCCUAAACACUGGAGCAGCUCUCCAGCAUGUGAGGGACAAUGUGUUCACGGCUUCCGCAGGAAGCAGGCGUCUGGAAGGUGUUCCGCAGAUUCUGAUAUUGCUGAAUGGUGGGCGGUCAUUUGACAGUGUCGAUGCACCAGCCUCUGCUCUCAAAGAACUUGGGGUCUCGGUGUUUGGCAUAGGAACCAGGACCUCUGACAGCAGAGAAUUGCAAAAGAUCUCCUCAGAGCCAAGUUAUGCCCUCUCUGUGUCUGACUUCAGUGACCUUCCAAGCGUCCAACAGCAGCUUUUGUCCUCGGUGGAGACGGUGGUUGUAGACAUAACUGCAGAAACACCAACAGUCUUAGUUGAUCAUGACACCCCCAGAAAGGAUGUAGUAUUCCUUCUGGAUGGCUCUGAUGGCACAAGGAAUGGAUUUCCAGCCAUGCGUGACUUUGUUCAGAGAAUGGUGGAGAAGCUCAAUGUGGGAGUGAACAAAGAUCGAGUUUCAGUGGUCCAGUAUGGCAGAGACCAAGAGGUCCAUUUCUACCUGAACACAUACACCACCAAAGAUGAUGUUCUUGAUACUGUUAGAGGGCUGAAGCACAGAGGAGGCAGACCCCUCAACACCGGGGCAGCUCUCCAGUACGUCAGGGACAACGUCUUUACUGCCUCGUCUGGAAGCAGGCGUCUGGAAGGCGUUCCCCAGAUUCUGAUACUGCUGAAUGGUGGGCGGUCAUUUGACAGUGUCGACGCACCAGCCUCUGCUCUCAAAGAACUUGGGGUCUCGGUGUUUGGCAUAGGAACCAGGACCUCUGACAGCAGAGAAUUGCAAAAGAUAUCCUCAGAGCCAAGUUAUGCCCUCUCUGUGUCUGACUUCAGUGACCUUCCAAGCGUCCAACAGCAGCUUUUGUCCUCGGUGGAGACGGUGGUUAUAGAAGUAACUGCAGAAACACCAACGGUCUUAGUUGAUCAUGACACCACCAGAAAGGAUGUAGUAUUCCUUCUGGAUGGUUCUGAUGGCACUAGGAAUGGAUUCCCAGCCAUGCGUGACUUUGUUCAGAGAAUGGUGGAGAAGCUCAAUGUGGGAGUGAACAAAGACCGAGUUUCAGUGGUCCAGUAUGGCAGAGACCAAGAGGUCCAUUUCUAUCUGAACACAUACACCACCAAAGAUGAUGUUCUUGAUACUGUUAAAGGGCUGAGGCACAGAGGAGGCAGACCCCUCAACACCGGGGCAGCUCUCCAGUACGUCAGGGACAACGUCUUUACUGCCCCGUCUGGAAGCAGGCGUCUGGAAGGCGUUCCCCAGAUAUUGAUUCUAUUGAGCGGGAGCCGGUCCAGUGAUAAUGUUGAUACUCCAGCCACAGGCCUGAAAGAGAGCGGAGUGUUGAUCUUUGGCAUUGGAACCCGCAAUUCCAGCACAGAGGUUCAGAGAAUUGCCAGUGAUCCAAGUUAUGCCCAGUCUGUUGCUGAAUUCUCUGCUCUCCCCAAUGUUCAGCAGCAGUUUUCCUCCACCCUCAAUAGUGUACUUGUUGGCGUCACACCAAUCAUUCCAACAGUGACAGUUGAGCGCCAGAUACCCAGAAGGGAUGUGGUGUUCUUGCUGGAUGGUUCUGAUGGCACGAGGAAUGGAUUCCCAGCCAUGCGUGACUUUGUUCAGAGGACGGUGGAGAAGCUCAAUGUGGGAGUGAACAAAGACCGAGUUUCAGUGGUCCAGUAUGGCAGAGACCAAGAGGUCCAUUUCUAUCUGAACACAUACACCACCAAAGAUGAUGUUCUUGAUACUGUUAGAGGGCUGAGGCACAGAGGAGGCAGACCCCUCAACACCGGGGCAGCUCUCCAGUACGUCAGGGACAACGUCUUUACUGCCUCGUCUGGAAGCAGGCGUCUGGAAGGCGUUCCCCAGAUUCUGAUACUGCUGAAUGGUGGGCGGUCCUUUGACAGUGUCGAUGCACCAGCCUCUGCUCUCAAAGACCUUGGGGUCUCGGUGUUUGGCAUAGGAACGAGGACCUCUGAUGGCAGAGAAUUGCAAAAGAUCUCCUCAGAGCCAAGUUAUGCCCUCUCUGUGUCUGAGUUCACUGACCUCCCCAAUAUCCAAGAGCAGCUCCUUUCCUCCAUGACUAGAGUCCUAGUACAAGUAACAACCAUGACACCGACAGUGAUAGUUGAGCCCCAGGUUCCAAGAAGGGAUGUGGUGUUCUUGCUGGAUGGAUCUGAUAGCACUAGGAAUGGAUUCCCAGCAAUGCGUGACUUUGUCCAGAGAUUGGUGGAGACAAUGAAUGUGGAUGAGAACAAAGACCGCAUUUCAGUGGUUCAGUACAGCAGAGAUGCAGCUGUCCAAUUCUAUCUAAACACAUAUACAACAAAGGGAGAGAUUGUAGAUGCUGUCAGAGGUCUAAGACACAAAGGAGGAAGACCCCUAAACACUGGAGCAGCUCUCCAGCAUGUGAGGGACAAUGUGUUCACGGCUUCCGCAGGAAGCAGGCGUCUGGAAGGUGUUCCGCAGAUUCUGAUAUUGCUGAAUGGUGGGCGGUCAUUUGACAGUGUCGAUGCACCAGCCUCUGCUCUCAAAGAACUUGGGGUCUCGGUGUUUGGCAUAGGAACCAGGACCUCUGACAGCAGAGAAUUGCAAAAGAUCUCCUCAGAGCCAAGUUAUGCCCUCUCUGUGUCUGACUUCAGUGACCUUCCAAGCGUCCAACAGCAGCUUUUGUCCUCGGUGGAGACGGUGGUUGUAGACAUAACUGCAGAAACACCAACAGUCUUAGUUGAUCAUGACACCCCCAGAAAGGAUGUAGUAUUCCUUCUGGAUGGCUCUGAUGGCACAAGGAAUGGAUUUCCAGCCAUGCGUGACUUUGUUCAGAGAAUGGUGGAGAAGCUCAAUGUGGGAGUGAACAAAGAUCGAGUUUCAGUGGUCCAGUAUGGCAGAGACCAAGAGGUCCAUUUCUACCUGAACACAUACACCACCAAAGAUGAUGUUCUUGAUACUGUUAGAGGGCUGAAGCACAGAGGAGGCAGACCCCUCAACACCGGGGCAGCUCUCCAGUACGUCAGGGACAACGUCUUUACUGCCUCGUCUGGAAGCAGGCGUCUGGAAGGCGUUCCCCAGAUUCUGAUACUGCUGAAUGGUGGGCGGUCAUUUGACAGUGUCGACGCACCAGCCUCUGCUCUCAAAGAACUUGGGGUCUCGGUGUUUGGCAUAGGAACCAGGACCUCUGACAGCAGAGAAUUGCAAAAGAUAUCCUCAGAGCCAAGUUAUGCCCUCUCUGUGUCUGACUUCAGUGACCUUCCAAGCGUCCAACAGCAGCUUUUGUCCUCGGUGGAGACGGUGGUUAUAGAAGUAACUGCAGAAACACCAACGGUCUUAGUUGAUCAUGACACCACCAGAAAGGAUGUAGUAUUCCUUCUGGAUGGUUCUGAUGGCACUAGGAAUGGAUUCCCAGCCAUGCGUGACUUUGUUCAGAGAAUGGUGGAGAAGCUCAAUGUGGGAGUGAACAAAGACCGAGUUUCAGUGGUCCAGUAUGGCAGAGACCAAGAGGUCCAUUUCUAUCUGAACACAUACACCACCAAAGAUGAUGUUCUUGAUACUGUUAAAGGGCUGAGGCACAGAGGAGGCAGACCCCUCAACACCGGGGCAGCUCUCCAGUACGUCAGGGACAACGUCUUUACUGCCCCGUCUGGAAGCAGGCGUCUGGAAGGCGUUCCCCAGAUAUUGAUUCUAUUGAGCGGGAGCCGGUCCAGUGAUAAUGUUGAUACCCCAGCCACAGGCCUGAAAGAGAGCGGAGUGUUGAUCUUUGGCAUUGGAACCCGCAAUUCCAGCACAGAGGUUCAGAGAAUUGCCAGUGAUCCAAGUUAUGCCCAGUCUGUUGCUGAAUUCUCUGCUCUCCCCAAUGUUCAGCAGCAGUUUUCCUCCACCCUCAAUAGUGUACUUGUUGGCGUCACACCAAUCAUUCCAACAGUGACAGUUGAGCGCCAGAUACCCAGAAGGGAUGUGGUGUUCUUGCUGGAUGGUUCUGAUGGCACGAGGAAUGGAUUCCCAGCCAUGCGUGACUUUGUUCAGAGGACGGUGGAGAAGCUCAAUGUGGGAGUGAACAAAGACCGAGUUUCAGUGGUCCAGUAUGGCAGAGACCAAGAGGUCCAUUUCUAUCUGAACACAUACACCACCAAAGAUGAUGUUCUUGAUACUGUUAGAGGGCUGAGGCACAGAGGAGGCAGACCCCUCAACACCGGGGCAGCUCUCCAGUACGUCAGGGACAACGUCUUUACUGCCUCGUCUGGAAGCAGGCGUCUGGAAGGCGUUCCCCAGAUUCUGAUACUGCUGAAUGGUGGGCGGUCCUUUGACAGUGUCGAUGCACCAGCCUCUGCUCUCAAAGACCUUGGGGUCUCGGUGUUUGGCAUAGGAACGAGGACCUCUGAUGGCAGAGAAUUGCAAAAGAUCUCCUCAGAGCCAAGUUAUGCCCUCUCUGUGUCUGAGUUCACUGACCUCCCCAAUAUCCAAGAGCAGCUCCUUUCCUCCAUGACUAGAGUCCUAGUACAAGUAACAACCAUGACACCGACAGUGAUAGUUGAGCCCCAGGUUCCAAGAAGGGAUGUGGUGUUCUUGCUGGAUGGAUCUGAUAGCACUAGGAAUGGAUUCCCAGCAAUGCGUGACUUUGUCCAGAGAUUGGUGGAGACAAUGAAUGUGGAUGAGAACAAAGACCGCAUUUCAGUGGUUCAGUACAGCAGAGAUGCAGCUGUCCAAUUCUAUCUAAACACAUAUACAACAAAGGGAGAGAUUGUAGAUGCUGUCAGAGGUCUAAGACACAAAGGAGGAAGACCCCUAAACACUGGAGCAGCUCUCCAGCAUGUGAGGGACAAUGUGUUCACGGCUUCCGCAGGAAGCAGGCGUCUGGAAGGUGUUCCGCAGAUUCUGAUAUUGCUGAAUGGUGGGCGGUCAUUUGACAGUGUCGAUGCACCAGCCUCUGCUCUCAAAGAACUUGGGGUCUCGGUGUUUGGCAUAGGAACCAGGACCUCUGACAGCAGAGAAUUGCAAAAGAUCUCCUCAGAGCCAAGUUAUGCCCUCUCUGUGUCUGACUUCAGUGACCUUCCAAGCGUCCAACAGCAGCUUUUGUCCUCGGUGGAGACGGUGGUUGUAGACAUAACUGCAGAAACACCAACAGUCUUAGUUGAUCAUGACACCCCCAGAAAGGAUGUAGUAUUCCUUCUGGAUGGCUCUGAUGGCACAAGGAAUGGAUUUCCAGCCAUGCGUGACUUUGUUCAGAGAAUGGUGGAGAAGCUCAAUGUGGGAGUGAACAAAGAUCGAGUUUCAGUGGUCCAGUAUGGCAGAGACCAAGAGGUCCAUUUCUACCUGAACACAUACACCACCAAAGAUGAUGUUCUUGAUACUGUUAGAGGGCUGAAGCACAGAGGAGGCAGACCCCUCAACACCGGGGCAGCUCUCCAGUACGUCAGGGACAACGUCUUUACUGCCUCGUCUGGAAGCAGGCGUCUGGAAGGCGUUCCCCAGAUUCUGAUACUGCUGAAUGGUGGGCGGUCAUUUGACAGUGUCGACGCACCAGCCUCUGCUCUCAAAGAACUUGGGGUCUCGGUGUUUGGCAUAGGAACCAGGACCUCUGACAGCAGAGAAUUGCAAAAGAUAUCCUCAGAGCCAAGUUAUGCCCUCUCUGUGUCUGACUUCAGUGACCUUCCAAGCGUCCAACAGCAGCUUUUGUCCUCGGUGGAGACGGUGGUUAUAGAAGUAACUGCAGAAACACCAACGGUCUUAGUUGAUCAUGACACCACCAGAAAGGAUGUAGUAUUCCUUCUGGAUGGUUCUGAUGGCACUAGGAAUGGAUUCCCAGCCAUGCGUGACUUUGUUCAGAGAAUGGUGGAGAAGCUCAAUGUGGGAGUGAACAAAGACCGAGUUUCAGUGGUCCAGUAUGGCAGAGACCAAGAGGUCCAUUUCUAUCUGAACACAUACACAACCAAAGAUGAUGUUCUUGAUACUGUUAAAGGGCUGAGGCACAGAGGAGGCAGACCCCUCAACACCGGGGCAGCUCUCCAGUACGUCAGGGACAACGUCUUUACUGCCCCGUCUGGAAGCAGGCGUCUGGAAGGCGUUCCCCAGAUAUUGAUUCUAUUGAGCGGGAGCCGGUCCAGUGAUAAUGUUGAUACCCCAGCCACAGGCCUGAAAGAGAGCGGAGUGUUGAUCUUUGGCAUUGGAACCCGCAAUUCCAGCACAGAGGUUCAGAGAAUUGCCAGUGAUCCAAGUUAUGCCCAGUCUGUUGCUGAAUUCUCUGCUCUCCCCAAUGUUCAGCAGCAGUUUUCCUCCACCCUCAAUAGUGUACUUGUUGGCGUCACACCAAUCAUUCCAACAGUGACAGUUGAGCGCCAGAUACCCAGAAGGGAUGUGGUGUUCUUGCUGGAUGGUUCUGAUGGCACGAGGAAUGGAUUCCCAGCCAUGCGUGACUUUGUUCAGAGGACGGUGGAGAAGCUCAAUGUGGGAGUGAACAAAGACCGAGUUUCAGUGGUCCAGUAUGGCAGAGACCAAGAGGUCCAUUUCUAUCUGAACACAUACACCACCAAAGAUGAUGUUCUUGAUACUGUUAGAGGGCUGAGGCACAGAGGAGGCAGACCCCUCAACACCGGGGCAGCUCUCCAGUACGUCAGGGACAACGUCUUUACUGCCUCGUCUGGAAGCAGGCGUCUGGAAGGCGUUCCCCAGAUUCUGAUACUGCUGAAUGGUGGGCGGUCCUUUGACAGUGUCGAUGCACCAGCCUCUGCUCUCAAAGACCUUGGGGUCUCGGUGUUUGGCAUAGGAACGAGGACCUCUGAUGGCAGAGAAUUGCAAAAGAUCUCCUCAGAGCCAAGUUAUGCCCUCUCUGUGUCUGAGUUCACUGACCUCCCCAAUAUCCAAGAGCAGCUCCUUUCCUCCAUGACUAGAGUCCUAGUACAAGUAACAACCAUGACACCGACAGUGAUAGGUAAGAAUGUGAUGUUUUACACACAAAGUUCAUGUUCAAUAGUUUCCCUGGUUGGAGUAGUGGAGAUCUUUUUGCAAUGGCUCAUUAGAUUCCCAACGAGCUUCUUCAAAUUCAAGCAUGUGCCUCUCUAGGAAAUUCUUACUACCAUAGCUCCUAUCUCAGCUCAU
Messenger RNA from Hypomesus transpacificus, 14241 nucleotides. It is a transcript of the gene col6a3, whose product is annotated as collagen, type VI, alpha 3. The coding region runs from base 1567 to 14205 and encodes 4212 amino acids. The transcript has 22 exons. The record is from RefSeq and is a predicted model, not a curated record. Lineage: Eukaryota; Metazoa; Chordata; Actinopteri; Osmeriformes; Osmeridae.